Centropristis striata (black sea bass) is the source of this 3234-nucleotide messenger RNA. Its product is annotated as E3 ubiquitin/ISG15 ligase TRIM25-like. The transcript has a single exon. Bases 54 to 1727 code for a protein of 557 amino acids. NCBI's taxonomy places the organism in Eukaryota, Metazoa, Chordata, Actinopteri, Perciformes, Serranidae. The record is from RefSeq and is a predicted model, not a curated record. Gene Ontology annotation, molecular function: protein binding; zinc ion binding.
GUUUCAGUUAUGAGGAAGUGAAACUCAGACAGUCGCUGUGACUGAGAGGUGAAAUGGCGCAGAAAGGAGCUCAGCUGGACCGAGAAGUCUUCUCUUGUCCGAUCUGUCUGGAUCUACUGAAGGAUCCGGUGACUACUUCAUGUGGACACAGCUACUGUAUGAACUGUAUUAAAAGCUUCUGGGAUGAAGAGGAUGAGAAGGAAACCCACAGCUGCCCUCAGUGCAGACAGACGUUCACACCAAGGCCUGUCCUGCUGAAAAACACCAUGUUAGCAGUUUUAGUGGAUGAGCUGAAGAAGACUGGACUCCCAGCUGCUCCUGCUGAUCUCUGCUAUGCUGGAGCUGAAGAUGUGGCCUGUGACGUCUGCAUGGGGAGAAAACUGAAAGCCCUCAAGUCCUGUCUCACCUGUGCGGCCUCUUACUGUAGGAAACACCUUCAACCUCAUUAUGAUGCAGCUCCGUUAUCCAAACACAAGCUGGUGGAGCCCUCCAAGAAGCUCCAGGAGAACGUCUGCUCUCAGCACGAUGAGGUGAUGAAGAUUUUCUGCCUUACCGAUCAGAAGUCUAUCUGUUAUCUCUGCACAAUGGAUCAACAUAAAGGCCACGACACGGUCACAGCUGCAGCAGAACGGGCGGAGAAGCAGAAAGAGCUGGAGGUGAGUCAACAAAACAUCCAGCAGAGAAUCCAGGACAGAGAGAAAGAUGUGAAGCUGCUUCAACAGGAGGUGCAGAACAUCAAUCGCUCCGCUGAUAGAACAGUGGAGGACGGCGAGAAGAUCUUCAGCGAGCUGAUCCGUCUCUUGGAGAAAAGAAGCUCCGAGGUGAAGCAGCAGGUCAGAUCCCAGCAGGACACCGAAGUGAGUCGAGUCAAAGAGCUUGAGGAGAAGCUGCAGCAGGAGAUCGAGGAGCUGAAGAAGAAAGACGCUGAGUUGAAGAAACUCUCACACACAGAGGAUCACAACCAGUUUCUGCACAGCUACCCCUCACUGUCAGCACUCAGUGAGUCCACAUCCAGCAUGGAGAUCCGUCCUCUGCGCUACUUUGAGGAAGUGACAGCGGCUGUGUCAGAAGUCAGAGACAAACUACAGGACGUCCUGAGAGAGGAAUGGACAAAGCUCUCUCUGACAGUGACUGAAGUGGAUGUUUUACUGUCAGAUUCACCAGCAGAGCCCACGACCAGAGCUGGAUUCUUAAAAUAUUCAUGUGAGAUCACACUGGAUCCAAACACAGCACACACAUGGCUGUUAUUAACUGAGGGGAACAGAAAAGCAACAUUAAUGAGGGAUCAACAGUCCUAUCCAAGUCACCCAGACAGAUUCACUGUUUGCUGUCAGGUCCUGAGUAGAGAGAGUCUGACUGGACGUUGUUACUGGGAGGUGGAGUGGAGAGGGCGUGGAGUUUGUGUGGCAGUUUCAUACAAGGACAACAGCAGAGGGGGGAGGUUCUAUGACUCUGGAUUUGGAUGCAUUGACAAAUCUUGGUCAUUAGAAUGUUCCAACAACAAAUAUACAUUGUUUCACAACAAUAUCCUAACUCCCGUCUCAGGUCCUAGGUCCUCCAGAGUGGGAGUGUACCUGGAUCACAGAGCAGGUAUUCUGUCCUUCUACAGCGUCUCUGACACCAUGACUCUCCUCCACAGAGUCCAGACCACAUUCACUCAGCCUCUCUAUGCUGGAGUUUGGCUUGUUUACAGUGGAGAAUCUGCUGAGUUCUGUAAACUCAAAUAACCAAAGUAAUUUAAGGGACAGCAGGUUAAAAUGUGUUUUAACUCUAAAAGCUCCCAUAUUGUUCACCUUUGUGGGGGGUUUCCCCGCAAUAUUUUUAUUGUCAAUUUUCAAAGUAAUGAACAAUAUACAUACACACACACACACACACACACACACACACACACACACACACACAUAAUAAUAAUAAUAAUAAUAAUAAUAAAAAUAAAAAUAGAAAAAUAAAAAAAUAAAAACUUGACACAAACCAUAAAAUGCCAAAAAAGUACACACAAAGAGGCUUAAUAUAAUGUCAGAGUUGAAUGUCCACUUAAGUGCAUCAAAUAUAUCAGAACAGAUACUCUUUUAAUAUCUACUGUCAUCUACAGUUUCAGGUACUCCAGGUUAGGUCUCCAUAAACCAUAGAAUUUCUGUAAGUUGCCAGACAUCUUGUAUCUCACAUUUAUGGUGUUUUAUUUGAAGUUUUGACAUCUAUAAUAAGAUAAAUUUGUAGUUUUUCAGUUAUACAUCUGCUCCCUCAUGCCUCCCUCUGCAGCUCAAGCGGGCUCAGAUCAAUUUGGGCCUGUCUCAUUAAUAUUCACACCCUUUCUUCUGAUUUGAUAAGCGGUUAGGAAUGAAUGAAUGACCUUUCGAGUUGCAGAUUUAAAGUUGGACACAAUAAUGUGCAGCUCCUUUGAGUGACGUCUUUUUAUUGUGCAUGAUUUAGGAAGCAGUCAGCGUGUAAAGAGUCAGACAGAAGGCUGAAUUCUGACAAAAUUUCUGAUAUUUGAAAUUAAAAUUUGUGAAAAGAUAUAAUGGCUUCCUGAGAUUCAACAAAUGAGCUUUUCAUAUUUUCACAGAAUGUUUUAUUGCAGCUACACCUGCUUUAUAAUCACAUAAGACUUGUAAACUGUGUUUUCUACAAUAUGGGACCUUUAAACUUGUUUCUUUUCAUGUUUUUUUGUUGAGAGCUUAUCGUUGUGGCAUUUCUCCUCUGUAGAAAUCAGCUGUCAAUCAAACAUUAUGGGCGGUGCUUUGACAUCCUCAUUAGUUGUUCUGUAAAUAUUUGACUUUCCUUUUUGUGUCUGUUUAGCCACGGAGGCUUUUAAUGCUCAUGAUGAAUGUUUAUCACCUGAACUCAUAUUUCUCUGCAUGAAAAUGUGAAUUUCUGUGUUUCAAAUGUUUGUUGAAUAUUUGUAUGUUGUUUUCCUUUUCUCGCAUGGCUCUUAAGAGAGAAUACUCCAGAUAUUCAAAGAAAAUCCAUAAUUACAUCUACAUUCAUUUGUUUUUUAGACCAAAUGUUGUUUUACAAAUGAGGCUCUAUGAUAUAUUAUAAAACUAUAAUUAUCAUGUUCAUAAUCAAUAAGGAAAUCCUUCUCUAUUCUCUUGUAUAUCGCUAAGAUUCUGGUCAAACAAACUGAUUGUGUAGAUGAAGUGAAUCUGUUGAAAGAAAUCACUGAACAAUAAGCAUUUAACAGACUUUACUGAUGGGAUGUGUGAACAAACUGAUUUCAUAAUUAAUAAACAAACA